AUCACUAGGCACAGAGAGGGAGAGACGUUGUUAUGGAGCAAAGGGAAGCGCAAUAGACGAAAGCAGAAAACGUCGUUAAAAGCAAACAAGCGAGCAAAUACAAAAAAAAAUAAGAAUCACACAGUCGUUUGGGGUAUACUUACACUGUCGGUUUGGAAUAUUCAAGUUGUCGGGUAAAAAGAGAGCCACGCACUUACGCAGGCAUUCACGCACGCACACCUCGAUGGUCUGUAAUUUGACAGCCGCGCGGCUGCUUGAGUUGCUUGUAAACAGAUCCCGACACGUGACCAUGUGAACCGACCUCAUUGUCUGAGAGUGAGAAGGGAGAACGAGCAAGCGAGCGAGAGGAGGGGGGCGCUUUUCAUGUGGAGAAUCAUAAAAAGACAACGUUCCUCUGCGCUAUUGGGUAUCAGGUGGAGUGGGGUGCAAGGACGUGACGCGGAGUGGGAUGGCAGACGCAGAAGAAACGGAGACUGCGGCCGGUCAGGUUGGGCAACGAUGAUUUUGGAAAGGACAAAGAUGGCAGGUUUAUUUGGGAAUGCGUGACAGCGGAUGUGGGAGUUAGGCAGGAAUCGGGUGCUCUUUAUGGUUUUUUUUGCAUCGUUAACUCGCUGCCCAGUAGGAUCUAUUUAUUUAUUUAUUUAUUUUACUGACUCUCUUCGGUCCACUGGGAAGUCAGCGAAAGGCCCCGUGGACGGGCUAGAAAGUGUCCAGGCUUGAAAUAGCGAUGUCAUUCACCAUGGAAGACACUCUGGAGUCUGGCUGGGUUGCCGUGAGACCGAACGUGUUCGAGGACAAGGAAAAGCACAAAUUUGUGUUCAUAGCUGCUUGGAAUGAAGUGGAAGGCAAGUUUGCGAUCACGUGUCACAAUCGCACCGUGCAGAGACAAAGGACCGCAGCGAAGGAGCCCACUGCCGAUGGCACCAGGGCAGCGGACGUCCUAUCUACCAAAGGAGAGACAACCGCGGCAGCACCAGCACCAUCACAACCGAGCUCGGAGUUGAAAAGUUUUAGAAGUCCCGUGAAAGAACGGGCAGAUGGAUGGAAAAAGCCCGGUCAACUGAUCGGUGAGCCGCGGCCCCAGAGCCACGCAGAGACCAGUGCACCGAGUCCUUCUCGUGCUAAAGCUGGCCAGGUUGCUGCAGGCCGGCGAAGGAGUCCAGGCAAACUAGGGGAUAUUGAGAUCUUGGAGCCGGUACCCGGCCACGAUGACUCCGCGACUCCGGAAAAAGAACCGGUCGAGUCGGAGGAACUUGACGGUACAUCUCGAGAAGAGUGUAGCUGGGCCGGGCUCUUCUCAUUCCAAGACUUGAGAAUGAUACACUCGCAGCUCUGCGCUGUGAAUUCGGACCUGGAGCCCUGCCUGCCUCUCUUCCCCGAAGAGCCUUCAGGUAUGUGGACUGUAUUGUUCGGGCCGUCGGAAAUCAGCCACAAAGAGAUGGACACCCUCUGUUACCAGUUACAGGUUUACCUGGGCCAUGCACUGGAUACCUGCGGUUGGAAGAUACUGUCCCAGGUCCUUUUCACAGAGAGCGAUGACCCCGAGGAGUACUAUGAGAGUCUCAGUGAGCUCAGGCAGAAAGGCUACGAGGAAGUGCUACACAGAGCCCGGAAACGUCUUUACGAGCUCCUUGAGAAACACAAGACCACUGAAAGUAUGGUUGAUCUGUUGGAUAUUUAUCAAGUUGAAGAUGAGGCUUAUAAUGCUUUGGUGGAGGCAACAACAGAAUUGUAUCAGUAUCUCUUACAACCAUUCAGAGAUAUGAGAGAAUUGGCUAUGCUAAGGAGACAGCAAAUAAAGAUCUCCAUGGAGAAUGAUUACCUUGGUCCCAGAAGAAUUGAGAGCUUGAAAAAAGAAGAUUCAGACUGGCAAAAAAAAGCACAGAUGGCUGUCCUUUCUAUUCAGGACCUGACAGUCAAAUACUUUGAAAUUACAGCACGAGCUCAAAAAGCUGUAUAUGACCGCAUGAAGGUUGAUCAGAAGAAAUUUGGAAAAGCAGCAUGGGCAGCAGCUGUUGAACGAAUGGAAAAACUUCAAUAUGCUGUGUCUAAAGAGACUCUUCAACUUAUGAGGGCUAAAGAAAUCUGCCUUGAACAGAAGAAACGUGCACUGAAAAAUGAGAUGCAGUCUCUGCAAGGAGGGGAUGAUGCCAUUGCUCAUCUUGAUCAGCUUGAGUCGAAUUAUUACGACUUGCAAUUACAGCUCUAUGAAAUUCAGUUUGAGAUUCUAAAAUGUGAAGAGCUUUUACUAACAGCACAACUUGAGAGCAUCAAGAGGCAAAUUACAGAAUGCCAGGAUGAGGUGGUCUAUUAUGACACAUAUGAGAGUUUGGAUGCAAUGGGAGCCACAGAAGACAUGGUUUCAUCAGUUAAUCAUCAGAAAGAGGAGCUUGUAAAACUGCAGCAAAGAGUACGUCAACUGGAGGCUAGAAGAGGCCGCAUUUCUGCCAAGAAAGCCUACCUCAGGAACAAAAGGGAGAUCUGUAUUGUGAAUCACAAUGAGAAAAUGCAACGACGACAAAUCAGCGAAGAAGACUACACAUCCUGUCAUGCUGUUCAGAUGAGGAAAAAACAGCAACAAGAAGAAGAUGAAAAAAAGAGUUUUUGGGUCAGUCAGGAACGUCAGAAAACACUGGACAGACUUAAGAGUUUUAAGCAGCGUUAUCCUGGUCAAGUCAUAUUAAAAUCAACCAGACUGAGGCUUGCUUCUUCAAGAAGAAAAAGUAGUAGUGUUACUGCUGUCGGCAGUUCAGAUCAGCCACAGUCUCUGGCAGUAAGUGUACAAACUGAGAAUACAGCAGAAGUGAAAGACUCGGCUGAACCAGCAGUUUGUAGAAUAUUGCAAGAAGCUGGAGCAGUGGAGCUUGAAGCCACCUCAUUACCUCCUGAAAGUACCCCAUUCGCAACACCCUCGGAGGUCUGUCUUCCUAUUUCCCUACCUCCAGAUCUUCUGGUGCAUACUUCACCUGCUGCAGCCUGUGAAUCUCUUGUCCCAAACCUUCCUCCUCCUCCUCCUCCCCCACUUCCACCCCCUCCAUGUGAAGAUGUCUCUAAUGUCAGUGACAUGCAGUCAGCAAGUUCAGCAAAAACUGAUGCUUCAGACAACUUUAAACCCCAACCUUCAGCCCAACUCUUUGACAGUAGUCAGCUGGUGAAUGCAAGAAAAAAACUAAAGAAAACUAGUGCAUUGGAAGCAUCACAAAAAAGAAGAGUAAGCUCACCAAUGGAUGAAGUGCUUGCAUCCUUGAAAAGAGGCAGUUUUCACUUACGCAAAGUAGAACAACGUGCCAUUCCACCCUCCCCAGAAGAAGAUGAUAGCAACAAUAUUCUGGCACAGAUCCGCAAAGGUGUUAAACUGAAGAAGGUACAACGUGAAGAGCUAAAAGACUCCUUGGGAGAACUUCCAGAUUCCACAGAUCCACUCACUCGUAGCAUUCAUGAAGCACUGCGGCGAAUUAAAGAGGCAUCGCCAGAGUCAGAAUCUGAAGAUGAAAGCUUGCCAUGCACUGACUGGGAAAACUAAGUACUCGACAGCCAGCUUUAUUUAUGUGUUUUUAGUAAACAUCUGUUUGACAUAUAUUGGGUCUGAAUGAGAGGAUUUAACUUUGUUUUUAUUUUCAUUUCUAAAGGUCAAGUCCUGAUGAUCACUUUCACAAAUUUAUCGUUUGCACAUUUGUAAUCUGUUUAUAUUGUGUAAAUGGGGGGGCCACUAAAAAUAUUGAGAUACUAUAUUCAAAUCAUAAGCCAAAAUGUAAUGGUGACCCAUGUGCACGAGUUCAAUGACUUACAGCAGACAGCGGGUUACUUGAGUUAAACUGUCAAAUCACAGUGUUUUAUUAUAUAUCUGCCUAAGCUUGUUUCACAGUAUUUUUUUCCUUUUACUAGUACAGGAAGUAAAAUAUUUAAUCAUACUGUGCUAGGAAUUGGAAAGACAAUAUUUUCAAAGAUUUUUUUUUAUCCUUUAUUGGCAUUGUUUACUAAAACAAGAGAAAGAACCCUUAAAUUAGGGUUUUAUUGAUACUGUAACUUCAUAGGCAUUUUCCACAAAAUAUGUAUACUUUCGUUAAAUAAUUUUUAGUUGCACUGAUUUAGCUGUGGUUUUCUACUUGAGCUAAAUAUGUAUCCAAGGGACCGGAAAUACUCCUAUCAUUAUAACUGUAGUGGCAAUAGAAACAUUCACUUUAAAUGAUCUCAAAGUCAUAAGAAAAUACAGUAAAAUAAAAUCAAA
Molecule: messenger RNA, 4228 nt
Organism: Polypterus senegalus (gray bichir)
Lineage: Eukaryota; Metazoa; Chordata; Cladistia; Polypteriformes; Polypteridae
Gene: jmy
Product: junction mediating and regulatory protein, p53 cofactor
Exons: 10
Coding region: 728-3523 (931 amino acids)
Biological process (GO): 'de novo' actin filament nucleation; intrinsic apoptotic signaling pathway by p53 class mediator; Arp2/3 complex-mediated actin nucleation
Cellular component (GO): cytoplasm; nucleus
Molecular function (GO): Arp2/3 complex binding; transcription coactivator activity; actin binding
Source: RefSeq, a predicted model, not a curated record